This is a messenger RNA of Caenorhabditis sp. 36 PRJEB53466, 671 nucleotides long. The record is from the annotation of a GenBank genome assembly. Lineage: Eukaryota; Metazoa; Nematoda; Chromadorea; Rhabditida; Rhabditidae.
AUGAUUUUAACUAGAAAUUUGCGAUUUUUCACCGAAAAUUUGUUGAAAACCGGCCGAAUAUCGAUUUUUCGACGUAAUUUAGUCACUUUUCGCAAAGACCUCUCACUGAAAAUCGAUUUUCCUGCAGAAAUGUCGUCGUCGUCCGAGCCAUCGUCUGAAGACGAGCAGACGAAGCAAGUGAAGGAGGAGACGCAGAAGAAGGAGAAGCAAAAGAAGGAGAAAAAGUCAAAGGUUUGAGCAAUUUUCGCAAGUUGCGAACAAUCGAUGCUCAUUGCAGAAAAGACAAUCUGAAGCGGACGCCGAGGUUGCUGAGCCACAGAAGAAGAAGGUCAAGAAAGAAGAAGUGACCGGAAGACUGAAAGACAACGAUGGAAACGAGGUAUUUUUAUUCUUUAUUGACCUUUUCCCGAAAACAAUAUUCUCAAUUUUUUGCAGAUGUUCGAGUUUGGAAACCUCAGAUACGCGUCGGUGACCAACUACAAAGGAAAAGAGUACCUGAACAUCAGAGAGUACUAUGUGGACAAGGUUUGACCCGAAAAUCUCGAAAAAUAAUCGAUUGUUUGCAGAAUUCCGGAAAAGUGAUGCCGUCACGCAAAGGAAUCUCGAUUACCAAAGGCCAAUGGGCCAAUCUUAAGGAUUUGAUCCCGGAGAUCGACAAGAAACUCGCCUAA